CCGUUGUUUAUACCUUCUCUCUGCCUAAACAUAUAGCUGUUAUACCCCACCAUGGAUGGUUCUGUUGACGAUGAAUUUAAAUCCUUAUUCCUUCCCGACUUGGAGAUUGGCACCGCUGCCUUUGAUACAGACAUGCUCUUCGGCACGUUUAUGGGGACCGGAGGUGAGCUCAAAGUCGAAGACGAUAUCUGGGGCGGGCCCGCAUCCUACGUUACUAUUCCCUCUCUCACAUAUCCAGGAUACCCUCAGGGUAACCAGCCUCCAAUAACAUCGCACUACCACAGCCUCAUCCCGGAGGAGGCGAUCUUUAGCACCGGAGCAUACGAUCCCCGCACAGUAGAGCCGGUUUCAGGGGAAAACACUGCCAAAACUACGGCUAGCGAGACAGAGACCCAGGAGAAUGAUCCGGUCCUAGAAAAGUCUCCGGAUGAGGCGGUGUACAGCGGAAAGACUGCACUCUUAGAGCUUUUUCCCACCCUGUUAGCACUUGCUGACCUUACCGACUCUUCUAACAAAGACGUACAGAUGAGCUUCAGUGGCUACCUCAACGGCCGUUUCUUAACCAAUGCCACUUCUUCCAGUGAUACCAUCUCCUGCUACCGCCGCAACUACAUCCAGUCGAACCUUGCGUUGCGGCUUUCGGGUGAGGGUAUCCAAUAUCCGCUCAAGGUGAACAGCAUGGAGGUUUUACGGCUCAAAAUUUCUGUCUUUGCCCGGUCGAACAUCUCCAAAGAUCGAAUCGAGGUGUUGGUGUUUGAAGAUACUGUUCCGCGAAAACGCAAGCUCCCCGAAACCCCCAGUGUCAACCCACAAGGGGACAAUGAAGUCAGCAUCACCGCUACAGACUUUGAGUUCCCCACCCCGAACUCCCAGGCCAUGGCGACCUUUGUCUUUAAGAAGCUCCAGUUCCGCAACGCCACGCCCAACAACGGAAAUCUGUCCUUUCAGAACUUUUACCGGCUCCAUUUUUCACUCUCCGCCGUAACAGCAGCCGGAGACGUGAUUCUCCACGACUUAAAGUCCAGUCCCAUUCUCGUACGUGGCCGCAAUCCAUCCUUCUAUUCCCUGAGGCAGGAAUGUUUGAUUAUCAAUAAAACUGCUCAUUCAGUCGAGGCUCGGGAGUCCAAAAGCGGCUCUCCCGAUGACUUGACCAAGAAGCGGAGCUCCUCCAUGCUUUCCAUCAUGAAUCUUAUCGACGACAGAGGUCAGAUAGCUUCCCCCGAUCCUCAGCCCACGCCCACACCCCAAAGCACUGCGUCGCCGUCAAAAGGAUCCGGCUCGUACCUGUACAUCUCCAUCUCCGGGGCGUACCACUUGCCGCCGCUCAACGUGGUCUAUUUCCCUCACAUUGCCCACCAUCCGCGACAGAGCGAUUCCGUCACGCGCAGAAGGCGAAGUGAGGCGACAAAAGGGACGGAGCGAAAGCGCGAGAAUCCAAAUUACUAUUUCAAGUAGCCAGGGAUAUAUCAAGGGAGGGUUCAUGAUGUACUAGUAAAUCUAGAUCCGGCUAUAAAGUCAAAGGUUUUCUCAUCAAUAUAGUAGGAUCGGUAUAUUUCACGAGAGGUAUCCUGGUUGAAUUGUAAGCCAUUGCAGACAUGGGAGGAGGGUUGAUUCUAAGCGCCUUUUUGUAUAAUUUUUCUUUUCUGGAAUUCGACAUCAUAGUCUGUUGAAAAUCUAAAAACGACAAUGAC
Babjeviella inositovora NRRL Y-12698 is the source of this 1691-nucleotide messenger RNA. It is a transcript of the gene REP1, whose product is annotated as Rep1p. Gene Ontology annotation, biological process: positive regulation of transcription by RNA polymerase II; meiotic cell cycle. Gene Ontology annotation, molecular function: DNA-binding transcription factor activity; DNA binding. NCBI's taxonomy places the organism in Eukaryota, Fungi, Ascomycota, Pichiomycetes, Serinales. The record is from RefSeq and is a predicted model, not a curated record. Gene Ontology annotation, cellular component: nuclear chromosome. Bases 52 to 1455 code for a protein of 467 amino acids. The transcript has a single exon.